GACGUCACAGUAACUAGCCGUUAUCUAGCCAUGACGUCACAAUACCAGAGAAGCAGCUCACAGACCAGUACCUCCACAGUAGAAGACAUCAGCUACACUUCCACAGCGAACCAGUUAACUGGGUACCUGUACAGUGAGGUGGAGGGAUUCUGUAACAACCUCGUCACAGACCAAACCACAGACCAAACCACAGAGCAAACCACAGAGCAGACAUCAGAGCAGACAUCAGAUGUCGGCAAAUGGAAGUACGGGGGCAUUAAGAAAGGUGUGACUGUGUACAAGACAGCCAGUGACUUCCAAUCAAACACACCCUGUAUGUUGGGCAGAAUACAGAUAGACUGUCAGCCUUCUUAUCUGGAUGCUUAUCUCACCAACCCACAAACUAGGUUCUACUAUGAUAACUCUCUCAAGGAAACGAAACUGCUCCAGACUGUGAACCAAUACAUAAAGAUUUAUUAUACGGUGUUUCAAACAAAAAAGUGUCUUGUCAACUACAAUGUUUGUAUUUGCAACGUAGCAGCGCACAGAAAAGAGGGGGAUACGUUUAUAACAGGUUACUGUUCAGUUCCUACCCACAAAAACAUGAUAGUAGAGACAGGGGUUCCCACCAUCUGGGUACACUACAGUGGGUUUGUCAUAAAACCAGGAUUUGACAAAGAGGGGAAACCUUGUUCUGACGUUUUCUACAUAUUUCAGUUUGAUUACAAAGGAGACCUGCCAAUGUUUGUGGUAAACUUCGCGUUGGAGAGGCAAAUGACACAGCUAGGUAACAUCAAGAUGGUCCUGGAGAAAUGUCUACUCUCCCCUGGGUUCAGUGAUUCUGGGAUAUCCUUUUGA
Molecule: messenger RNA, 837 nt
Organism: Bolinopsis microptera
Lineage: Eukaryota; Metazoa; Ctenophora; Tentaculata; Lobata; Bolinopsidae
Exons: 7
Coding region: 31-837 (268 amino acids)
Source: RefSeq, a predicted model, not a curated record